Homalodisca vitripennis (glassy-winged sharpshooter) is the source of this 634-nucleotide messenger RNA. RefSeq names its product pupal cuticle protein-like. The transcript is spliced from 2 exons. The record is from RefSeq and is a predicted model, not a curated record. NCBI's taxonomy places the organism in Eukaryota, Metazoa, Arthropoda, Insecta, Hemiptera, Cicadellidae. Bases 62 to 457 code for a protein of 131 amino acids.
AAGCCGUACCUUAGGAGGGGUGGGGGUGGCACGGCCCUGAACACCCGUAUAUAUAUGUGAUAUGGCUGCUCUAGAUAAUACACUCCCACUCCUCCUCAUCUCUGCAGAUAUGAACUCCUACGUGGUUUUGGUAGCUGUUAUGGCCAGCCUAGUCCACGCUGCCCCCAGCUGGAACGGCCCCCUCGCCUCCCCAGUGGUGCUCCCCUCCGGUUACCUGGCUGACACCCCCGAGGUGGCAUCUCUCAGGGCAGCUCAUUUAGCCGCCCUGGCUGCAGCUCCUGGCGGGAACCCCCUCUACGCUCCAUUAUAUGACAGCCCCGCUGACGUUCCAUUUCCCAAAUGGAAUGGACCUCUAGCCUCCCCCGUGGUACUUCCCUCUGGUUAUCUCGCUGACACUCCUGAGGUCGUAGCUCUCCGUGCCGCCCACGCCGCUGCCCUCGCCCACUCUUACCACUAAACCACUCCCGCCUGCCACUGCUGCCAUCCGCUACCCGUCAUCCGUCACACCGGAUGUGUCCAACAGUACAAAACCAGCUUUUGGGAUAAAUGGGAUGAUUCAGCAGCUGCAGUUAUUUCAUAAUUUAUUUUUUAUCUGCUAUUUGCUCAAAUUACAAUAAACAAUGUCAGAUUUGUA